Messenger RNA from Candida albicans SC5314, 1500 nucleotides. RefSeq lists its product as uncharacterized. The coding region runs from base 1 to 1500 and encodes 499 amino acids. The record is from RefSeq and is a predicted model, not a curated record. The transcript has a single exon. NCBI's taxonomy places the organism in Eukaryota, Fungi, Ascomycota, Pichiomycetes, Serinales, Debaryomycetaceae.
AUGAUAAAUAAGAAUUUGAAUUUACUGCUUAAAUUAAACAAGUUGGAUUUUGUUCCACCAAACAGCAACUUUGGAGGCAGUUCAAGCCCUUUUACUCCGGUUGAUCAAACUUUGAAGACACCUUUAGAAGCACCUCAGCAUCAAACUGAGUUUCCAUUACAACACCAAUUUCAGCUGCAGCAACAAGGAUACCAUGGGAAUGUUAAUCAAUCUUCACUAUAUCAAAACCCGGAAGUUAAUGAAUCUGAUGACAUUCUUACCGAUAUUGAUGAACCAUGCAAUUUAACUAGGCGAAAUUUCACAUUGUUUUUUACAAACCAAUUUGAUCAAGUAUUGAUUUCAAUAUAUUCGACCAUUUUGUCAUUGCCAACUACUACUCCCUUUCUGGGAAACAUCCCUCCUAGUGGACUAGUCAGUAAAGUUGCCAAUGAAACGAUAAAGGAAUUGAUCAGAGUCACAUCCGCCUCCAAAAACACACCAAUAUACGAUCAAUUCAAUAUAAUCAAUCUGGAUUGUCUUCGGAGCCACGAAUACCAACCAAUAAUAUUACAGUUAAUAAGAAAAAGGUUAUUAGAGAUAUGCCAUAGCAAAAACAAUUCUGUUAACAAAUUACCAGAGUCUACGUCUAUACUGCUCAAUAGUACAGUGACAAGAAACUCUUCCGUUUCCAACUUAUCUUUGAGUGAUAUGAAUCUAAUGAAUUACAAUAACUCAAAUCAGAAUAAUACUGCAGUGAACUUGGCAAGAUCACGAUCGUCGUCAAUCAACUUGAGAAAGCAGUCCCUAACCAGAAACAAUUCCAACAAUUGGUUGCAUGUUGGGAACAUUAACAAUUUGAGACCGAGUGGAAAUCCAGACUUUAAUAUGAGUACAGACUCGUUGCAAUCAUUCCAAGAUUUUGUUCCUCAAUCAAUAAUUAAUCGUACAUCCAAUGGCAGUGGUAAUGCGAAUGUGACUAACAACAGCAACAAUUUGGUCAGUUCCUCAAGUAAUGUUGGUCAAUUGAAUUCUAUGAUGAUGGACUAUCACAUAACUCCUCCAACCUCACAUAAGGGUUCAAUAAGCUCGACUAACCUGCCAUACAAUAUUGUUCAUAACCCUUGUACUUCUGAUUCCGAAGAGUUUCAGUUUUUGCAAAGAUCGAGAUCCUCGUCAAGGGGUAACAAUUUGCCACAAGCACUCAAUAUCAAUACUGACAUGUCUAAUCUACAGGCUUUGAAUUCUUUACAAGGGAAUUCAGGCAAUUCCAAAUAUGUGCAACCAGGACUAUCGUUAGACUCUCCAUUUUUGUCUGCUACAACUCCAGGUGACGAAUACUUUAGUGGGCCACUGUUUGCUAACCCCAGCAAUAACCUGACCACGGCUGUAAUUAGUGCGGGUUCCAACUCUGUCGAAAACGCAGAAGCAGGUGGUGACACUUCUAAAGCAAAUUUACCCAAUCAGUACAGUUUAAGUGAGAAAAAGAGAGAUUCUUUGAAAAUGAAGCGUGGAAUUCAUUAG